AACCACACCAUUUUUAGGGUCCGAUCCAAUCCCCUCUCACCAAACUGUUCUCGCAGCAUCACCGUCCGAUCCAUUUCGCUCUCUCAAUCUCAACCGUCCACAGCAUGCCCCAUUCAUUCAUCUACCCUUUCCUCACCGCACCCUAGUUACUAAUUACUCCAACCAAGUUCAGAUCUUUUUCUGAUUUUCACUCACACCCAUGAUGGAAGAUCGCAACCUCAGAAGAACCCGUGUUCUCGACGUUGUUCUCGACUGUGUUAUACCUUACAUACACGACCCAAAGGACCGUGACGCCGUUUCUCAGGUUUGUCGAAGGUGGCACGAGCUUGACUCGUUGACAAGAAAGCAUGUCACUAUUGCUCUCUGCUACACCACCACGCCGGCGCGUCUACGUCACCGCUUCCCUCACUUGGAGUCUUUGAAGCUUAAGGGCAAACCCCGAGCUGCAAUGUUCAACUUGAUACCUGAGGAUUGGGGUGGUCACGUCACCCCUUGGGUUAAAGAGAUUUCGCAGUAUUUUGAUUGUCUUAAAAGUCUUCAUUUUCGCCGUAUGAUUGUCAAAGAUUCUGAUCUUGAGCUUCUUGCUUCUUCCCGUGGUCACGUGCUUCAAGGUCUUAAGCUUGAUAAGUGCUCUGGUUUUUCCACUGAUGGACUUUAUUAUAUUGGUCGCUCUUGCAGGAAUUUAAAGGUCUUGCUUUUGGAGGAAAGCACGAUUCUUGAGAACGAUGGUGAAUGGCUACAUGAGCUUGCUUUGAAUAAUACAGCUCUAGAGACCUUGAAUUUUUACUUGACAGAUAUUGCCGAUAUCAAAAUUCAGGACCUUGAACUUUUAGCCAGAAAUUGCCCCAACUUAGUGUCUGUGAAACUUACUGAUUGUGAAAUAUUAGAUCUCGUGAACUUCUUCCGGUAUGCCUCUUCUCUGGAAGAGUUUUGUGGAGGCACUUACAAUGAGGAACCAGAAAGAUACUCUGCUGUAUCAUUACCAGCAAGGCUAUGUCAACUGGGCUUAACGUAUAUUGGAAAGAACGAGUUGCCAAUAGUGUUUAUGUUUGCGGCUGGACUAAAAAAGUUGGAUCUCCUCUAUGCCAUGCUGGAUACAGAGGAUCAUUGUAUGUUAAUCCAAAGGUGCCCAAAUCUUGAAGUCCUUGAGUCAAGGAAUGUAAUUGGAGAUAGGGGGUUGGAAGUUCUUGGCCGCUGUUGUAGGAGGCUGAAAAGGCUUAGGAUUGAACGAGGUGAUGAUGAUCAAGGAAUGGAGGAUGAAGAAGGUACUGUUUCCCAUAGAGGACUAAUUGCUUUGUCACAGGGCUGUCCAGAGCUUGAAUACUUGGCUGUUUAUGUGUCCGAUAUCACAAAUGCAUCUUUGGAGCACAUUGGAACUCACUUGAAAAACCUCUGUGAUUUUCGCCUUGUCUUGCUUGAUCAUGAAGAGAAAAUAACUGAUUUGCCACUUGACAAUGGAGUCCGAGCUCUGCUGAGGGGCUGUGACAAGCUUAGAAGAUUUGCUCUAUAUCUCAGGCGUGGAGGCUUAACUGAUGUUGGUCUUGGUUACAUUGGACAGUACAGUCCAAAUGUGAGGUGGAUGCUGCUUGGUUAUGUGGGGGAAUCUGAUGCAGGGCUUUUGGAGUUCUCAAAGGGUUGUCCUAGUCUUCAAAAACUUGAGAUGAGAGGGUGUUCUUUUUUCAGUGAGCAUGCAUUAGCUAUUGCUGCAACACAGUUAACUUCUCUUAGGUACUUGUGGGUGCAAGGGUAUGGUGCAUCUCCUUCUGGACGUGAUCUUUUGGCAAUGGCUCGCCCCUUUUGGAACAUUGAGUUGAUUCCUUCCAGGAAAGUGGCCAACAAUCAUGAUGAUCAACCAAUAGAGCAUCCAGCUCAUAUUCUUGCAUACUACUCUCUUGCAGGCCAAAGAUCUGAUUUUCCAGAUACUGUUGUGCCUUUGAAUCCUGCCAUGUGUCUCGACGUCUAGACUUGUGUAUAUACCAAUUUGUUUUUGUUUUUGUUUUUUCAUUUUCUACCCCCCCCCCCUCCUUUUUCUAAUCUUGUUUCUAAGUUCCUGCUGAAUAUGUAGUUCAGGGUCUUCAUUUUUCUCUGUUAAUUCCCUAGACAUAUAUAGUCUUGUAAUAAGCUUGUGGUUUCAUUUGUAAUUCAGAAACGCUUCCACUAACUCACGCAUUUUGUUCCCUUAAAAACUGAAGAUUCUCAAUUUUGUGAAUAAACAUCAGAGUUGUUUUUCCCUU
This is a messenger RNA of Abrus precatorius (Indian licorice), 2234 nucleotides long. RefSeq names its product coronatine-insensitive protein 1. The record is from RefSeq and is a predicted model, not a curated record. The coding region runs from base 200 to 1963 and encodes 587 amino acids. Gene Ontology annotation, biological process: SCF-dependent proteasomal ubiquitin-dependent protein catabolic process. Gene Ontology annotation, cellular component: SCF ubiquitin ligase complex. NCBI's taxonomy places the organism in Eukaryota, Viridiplantae, Streptophyta, Magnoliopsida, Fabales, Fabaceae. The transcript has 3 exons.